This is a messenger RNA of Emericellopsis atlantica, 924 nucleotides long. RefSeq lists its product as uncharacterized. The coding region runs from base 122 to 688 and encodes 188 amino acids. Lineage: Eukaryota; Fungi; Ascomycota; Sordariomycetes; Hypocreales; Bionectriaceae. The record is from RefSeq and is a predicted model, not a curated record. The transcript has 2 exons.
CACAAUAUUGCUUAAUCCCUCACAACCACAGCGCGUUUGCAACUCUCCAAACGCCGAAAGGAUACCGCCAACCGCCUAAAACUACUGCACCACCGACUAUCAUCGACGACGGACCGCAAUUAUGUCAGGAUACUACAACUUCAAUGCACACUCGACGCACCCCACACCUGCAGUCCACCACAGCCAUGGCGGCCGCAACCGCAGAGCUCCCCGUCUAUCCGUGUCGCAAAACUCUCAGCGCCAGUUCCGAGGCGUCCGCAGCAUGAAGGAGCUCAACGAAUCCGCGUCCAUCUCGGCAUUCCGUACAAAAUUCGAGGCGGCCAGCUCUUUUGAGCUUGAAGACGACCUCGAGUUUUGCCCCGGUCUGCUGACUGAGAAUGACUUGGUCUCCAUCUCCAGUGCAUCUGAGCGAUCCUCCCUCGCGAGCAACUCGCCGCAGUCGUCGCCGACGCAGCAACCCCAAGCCGUCGCUCCCGGGUUCUCUCUCAACACCUCCUCUCCCCCCUUUGUGCCCCCGAGCACCGCAUUCCACAGCCAGCAGCCCAACAUGAAGCUGCACCAGCCCGCCGCGACACGUGGCCGCAACGCGAUCCCCAUCAUCAACCCAGCCACGGGCAUCUCCAUGUCCAGCCCGCCAUCGUCUGUGUCGCCCGCCAAGAUGCAGCACUCUGUCAGGGCCCGGUGGUAGACGUGUCGCGUAGCGGCGCCGUCUCACCAUCGCCCUGGCGGCUUUGCGCAACUGGAAGACGUGUGAAUUUGCUUUCAUAAUCGGCUGUCGUCUCCUCGGCGAGCAUCACGACACAGACAUCUACAUUUCAUGGCAUCGAUCUUUUGGCCUGGCUGGGCUGGGCUACGUUAAUAAUCACACUCGCACAGGCUGCGUCUGCUGGGCAAUCUGACUGUACAAACAUCCUUAAUCGAUAU